This is a messenger RNA of Penicillium pulvis, 966 nucleotides long. RefSeq lists its product as uncharacterized. NCBI's taxonomy places the organism in Eukaryota, Fungi, Ascomycota, Eurotiomycetes, Eurotiales, Aspergillaceae. The transcript has 5 exons. The coding region runs from base 1 to 966 and encodes 321 amino acids. The record is from RefSeq and is a predicted model, not a curated record.
AUGUCGAACUUGAUGCAUAAAAUGAAGGAUGCCCUUACCGGUCAUCAUGAUUCUGAAAACAAGGGAUCCUCUCAUGACUCGUCACAUGUGACACAGAAGGUUGAUGAUGCCCGUGAUACCUAUGGCCAAGGUGAUACCUGGGGCUCCAGCACAAAUGCCCAAGACCCUACUACCACCGGCGACUACAGCUCGAAGCCCAUGGGCUCUGACAGCUAUGGUACCAGUGGCUACGAUACUGGUGCGCAGCGUGGUACUAAGAUGCCCGGCGUAAUGGAAGAAACUGGCAAUACCUACGGAUCCACCAACACAGGCAGCGGCAACUACGGAUCUACCGGCAUGGGUAUGGGCACUCAAGAUUCUACGGCCAACAGAAUGCAGGAUACCGGUGACACUUACGGUUCAUCCAACAUGGGCAACAUGGGGACUGACACCUACGACUCCGCCAACAAAGCCAAAGACUAUGACACCGGCUACCAGAAGCCAAUCGGCUCUGAAACCUACGGUUCAAACACUCGCGCCGGAGACCUUGGCUCGGGCAUGAACACUGAUUCCUAUGGGUCAGCUACUCAAGACUAUGGCUCGAAUCCCAUGAACACCGGGAUUGGCGAGUCACAGAUGUCCAACAAGAUGGACAGUGGGUUUGAUAACCGUGCAACCACCGGCACCGGCCAAACAGGUGCCUACAACUCAAACUACGGUGACGACCUUGGAGGCUCGAACAGAUAUAACACCCGUUCAUCCACAGCUGCCAACAUGCCCAGCCAAAUGGAGACGCGAUCUGAAUCUGAGAUGGAUAAGCAGGGCUUCGGUGGUGGUGCUGCAGGAGGUAGCAGCUAUAAUACAGCUGAUGCUCCUAAGAGACGAUCUUCUGGUCCCCACAGUUCGAAUCUGCUUAACAAGCUUGAUCCACGAGUGCGCAGCUCAGAUUACGAGGGCAAUGCUACGGGCAAUCAGCGCGGAAAUUAG